AUGAUUUUUCUAAUGGACCUCCAGAUGAUGCUGCUGGAUGUGAUUUACUUCAUCUUGCGUAACUCUGUGCGGGUCUUCCUUCGCCCACGCACCAAGCCUGUUGAUGGUGAGCUGGUGCUGAUCACUGGUGCAGGAGGAGGCCUGGGUCGUCUCUUCGCUCAGGAAUUCACCAAGCAUGGGGCAGAGGUGGUGCUGUGGGACAUCAACAGCAGCUCCAAUGAGCAGACAGCCAAGCUGGUGCAUGAGAUGGGGGGCAAGGCGCACACCUACACGGUGGAUGUGACCAAUAGGGAGAAUGUGUACCGCAACGCAGAGCUCGUGAGGAAGGACCUGGGCCGAGAUGUUACGAUACUGGUGAACAACGCCGGAGUGGUGGCAGGGGAGCGCAUGUUAGACUGUCCCGAUGAACUGAUUGAGAAGACCAUGAAAGUCAACUGUCACGCCCUCUUCUGGACAGCGAAAGCCUUCCUCCCCCAGAUGAAGGCCCAGAAUCACGGUCACAUCGUGACCAUCGCCAGCGUCCUCGGCCUCUUCAGCACAGCUUGCGUUGAGGAUUACUGUGCCAGUAAGUUUGCUGCAGUGGGUUUUCAUGAGUCUCUGGCCCAUGAGCUUCUGGCAGAGGAGAUUGAAGGAGUGAAGACUACACUUGUUUGUCCCUAUAUUGUGGAAACAGGCAUGUUUGAAGGCUGCAAGAUACGGGAGGAGGUGGAACUGCUGCUCCCCCCUCUGGAGCCCCAGUACUGCGUUGAGCAGGCAAUGAACGCCAUCUUGAUAGACCAACCACUGGUGUGCAUCCCUCGCCUCACCUACCUCCCCUUCCUCUCUAGAGCGUUGUUGCCGUGGGAAUCCAAUGUUGUUGUGUAUCGUUUCAUGGGCUCCGACAAGUGCAUGUACCCCUUCAUCGAUACCAAGAAACAGGCGUCUAAUGGCUGCAUUAAGGUUGCAUAG
Paralichthys olivaceus (Japanese flounder) is the source of this 948-nucleotide messenger RNA. It is a transcript of the gene rdh20, whose product is annotated as retinol dehydrogenase 20. The record is from RefSeq and is a predicted model, not a curated record. Gene Ontology annotation, cellular component: lipid droplet. NCBI's taxonomy places the organism in Eukaryota, Metazoa, Chordata, Actinopteri, Pleuronectiformes, Paralichthyidae. Gene Ontology annotation, molecular function: oxidoreductase activity, acting on the CH-OH group of donors, NAD or NADP as acceptor.